CACAGGCGCAUAAUAACCCAAAACCAGGUGCAUCCGUGCACAAAAAGCCACUGCGCGUUUAUGUGACUCCCUCCAGCCGCACACACCUCUCCGUCCACUGACCGUUCCUCUCGUCGUUUCACUUCAUUUUUUUCUUCUUCUUAGCCUUUAUAACUCUUGCGGGACUCUUUGUCUUUCGGAAGGGGGUGGGGGGUGGGGCGGAGUGCAGCCGGAGUCGUCCUCGUGCGGUUGGAUGCUGGAAGCUGUGUCCGCGGGUGACGGAGGCGGACGCGGCGCUCCGUCUGCUCUUGUGCAGCAACCGGGAGCCGAGUCGCUCUCCAAGGUGCCGAAAGUCGGAGCUUAUACCUCCCCGACGAUGAACCGGACCUCCGCCGAGAGCCACGCAUCGAACGAUGACUGGUUUCCACCUCGUUUGGUUUAAUUUUUCCUACUCCAACUUCCACCCCUUUGGAUCUGGGAUGUUUCGCGCAACCGCUGGAUGUGUGCAACAAGAACACGGCCGCUGCAGCUCUCUAACGUUCACCUGCGUCGGUGGGAAAUACUGAAUUGACUCCGGAUUCUCAGGGAACGCUAACGGAGGGUUUCUGUUUUUUUCGGGCUGUUUUUCCUCGGUCUGUCUCUCGCUCCGUGCCGCAUGCCGCUGGACGCGUACAGUUUGUCUCAAACAGGGCUGUCUGGCUUCACACUGGAUAUCAAGCUAUUUGAACGCGCCCAUUUCCUCAAGUGAUGAUGAUGAUGAUGAUGAUAAGAAUAAUGAAGCAUAGGACGGAUCUGGAGAGGAUACCAGGAGCCUAGGGAUGACAUCAACACAAUUUUGUUGAGCGUGGAUGUGGAUGUCAAUGUCGCGGCGAAGGAUGGGCCCUCUCCUCUGGGCCGCCUUCAUCCUCCUGCUGGCCCCGGGCAACGCAUCUCCGGCCUCGGUCGGUAACCCCGAGGAUUACACGGCGGACGAGGCGGAGCGGACCGCCAGCGACAACAUCGUCUUCGACGACUACCGGGGGAAAGGAUGCGUGGAUGACAGUGGCUUCGUCUACAAACUCGGGGAGCGCUUCUACCCGGGACACUCGAACUGUCCGUGCGUGUGCACGGAGGACGGGCCGGUGUGCGACCAGCCCGAGUGCCCCAAGCUGCACCCCAAGUGCACCAAAGUGGAGCACAACGGCUGCUGCCCCGAGUGCAAGGAAGUGAAAAACUUUUGCGAGUACCGGGGAAAGACGUACAAAAUACUGCAAGAAUUUAAGGUGUUUCACCUCCAGGGUUCCCCAUCAGAUGAGGAAGGGACCAGUCCGCCCAGCAUGGCUGCCGGCGUCCCAUUGUCCCCAGCGCAGCUGCAAUCAAGAACCAGGAGCUAUAGGCCGUCACCUUGUGAAUGGUGCCGCUGCGACCCAAAUACCGAGGUGCACUGCGUGGUGUCGGACUGCGCCGUCCCAGAGUGCGUCACCCCCGUCUACGAGCCGGAGCAAUGCUGCCCCAUCGUUAAAACGGGUCCAAAUUGCUUCGCUGGAACGACGAUCAUCCCGGCCGGAAUCGAAGUGAAGGUGGACGACUGCACCAUCUGCCGCUGCCACAACGGAGACUGGUGGAAGCCGGCGCAGUGCUUGCGGCGGGAGUGCCUCAACGGCCAGACGUUGUCAUAGAAGAGACUCCGGGAGGGAUUGGCGGAGAAGCUCAGGCACGGCCCUGCCUACUGCACCGUUUUGUAUGAUUGACAGGGCAGGAGCACAAACACCUGAGGAACCCGGGGAGAUGCUCUCACAAGCUCGACAUCGAUGUAGCCACUGGGAAGAAGGCGCAGCUUUUCACGAGGCCGUUUCCACCCCGCAGUUUUAAUCGGCCUAUGUAUUUUUCAAAAGUGGACUUGCUGCUCUCACAGACACACACACACACAAAAAAAAAGUUUCUAUGCUCCUUGAACACUUUCCUAACCAUCGGCGAUAUCGGAUUGCUCAUGCCGAUUUCAUGUACGUAUGUCAUCUGCUUGUUGUACUUGUCAAUCACAUUCACGCAGGUGUUGUAAUAUUCCAACAGCAGGAAAAACAAACUCUAAGCACACUUAUCGCUGUUUCGUUUUUUUGUUUUGUCAUAAGAAGAUUGACGCCUGGAUGCUCGAGUUUCAACACUUUACUAUUGAGCUUGUUUACAAGAUGCACAUCCCACAUACAUGUUUGUCUCUUCGUAAGUAUUCUGAUUGCUGUGGCAGGAAAUCACCCCCAACUGUCAGAUGAUGCAACCCAAGCGCAGAUGCUAUUGCUCACCCAAUGGUUUUCAGUCAUUUCUCAGCUUCGGAAUUUUGAACUCUAGAAUAAAAAAAUAAAAAGAAGCAGAUUAUACAUUUUUGCGACACUCCAUCUACACCACAACGUUGGGCAGCCUCUUCCGGCUUAAUUGUCGCUACUGUUUUCACUCAGAGGUCCGUAUCCUCCGAAAUAUCUCCUCUAACUAUCUGCUUGAACUUGUCAUGAAAAGCAAUUAGCGAGCCAAAAGCGGCCUGCUUUAAUUCAUCCUAAUCAUGGCGGAUUCUGUGAUAAAGCGUCCAGCUGGGGGUCUAAGUGCUUCUAGGCAGCAUUCACGUGCACAGUGUCCAUGUGAGCAUGCACAAGCACGUCGCUCCUCCAUCGCAUAGCCACAGUAUGAAGAUCUGUUCCUGCAGUAGCAAUUCAAUCUAAAGGUGUUUUAUGCUGUUACAUUAUCCCACUGCUAUAGCGUGCAAUAGAUUUUCAGCCUGUCCCCCCUCCAAUAUGUUAGAAAAGCUCUUCCAAUGUUGUGUAUCUAUAUUGCCGGUGCAACAACAUAAAGACAAGCUAAUAUAUUGCGUUGCCAUUUCCCAUGACCAUAGUGGUCCUCAAGUGGUCCAGUCAAAAGGAAAAAGCAGCCAGCCGGGGCACAAAACCCGACAUUUUUUUAGAUGAUGAAUACUAGGCUUGAAUUCUAAGGUGAAUUCCAGUAUGCUCGUGCCAUUCAUCACUAGAAUUUCCAGAACAUCCAUUCCCGUUAACCUUUUAGACCCUAUUCCUGGGUGGUGAUGGAUGGGCUGCUUAAUAGCGGCUCGCAGCACCCUGUAAUGAGACAGAAAUGAACAUAGGAUAAAGACCAAUGAAUAAAGAGGUUUAUUACCCUCAAAUGCACUAAAAUUUAAUUUUUGCAAAGUCUGCUGCAUAUUACUGUAAAGCUGCAGUUGAUGGAUGAAUCACAGAAUUUAAAAAGUUCAAACCUUGGUGCAACAACGGAGACCGAGCCGUUUUCCUCAUUGACCCAGAGUGAUUAGUGUGUCUUAAUGUGAAAAGACAGUCCUCAACCAUCUAGCUGGAGAUCUGCAGACUCAAAACAAAACUGACACCAACUGUUUAUCAAUCACAGCCUUGGUGCUCCAGAUCUUUUAGGAUUAAUUUUGUUCUGUUUUUAAGCACCUUCUUCCUAAUUAUUUUUGAUGCCAAAUAAUGAAUUAUUCCGUUCAUGCAUCUGAAAAUAAGUUGGCAUUAGACUGAAGUGAGCGUGCUAAGGCUCAGAGGCAUUUACCACCACCACCGAGGCCUUAUAGCUUCUGUUCCAGAUAAGAUUCACAAAGCAUGGCCUUUGGUUUUAUAUAGUGUGAAGAGCCCAGACGGCUUUAAGUGCUUUUGUCUUCACACUGCAAUAGUGUAGCGUUAUGUAGUACCCACAAAUAGUUGUUUUCCUCCUCCAGCCGGCUGGGUGCAUUUGGAGUAAUGGGGUAAGGACGGAGGAAAAUCCAUCUAAGAAUACACUUCACACAAGAUUUCUAGUUUUUUUUUUUUUAUAGAAGUCAAUGUAGAAGAUGAUGCCUGACAGAAGCAUCAAAGCAUAUUGAUCUAAACAACACGGCUACAUGGAUUCAAUUUCCUUCCAUGCUUUUAAAGUCUAUUGCAUUCGUUAAAAAUAAUCUGGGGUGCCACGGCUGCUCAUCUGCUUAAUUAGUCGGCGACCAGCCGCCGCCAUCAACUAGACGUGAAGGUUGGAGUGGAGAGGUUCAACUUUGUUGUCAACGCGAAGCCGAAGACAAGACAUCUCGCUCAACUGGCUUUCCAGAAGAGCUCAGUCGAGAUCCGGGCUGCUCGUGAGCGGAAGGUUAAAGAGAGAUGUGAAGUCAAAUAAGCAAAUGAUAUAUUCAGAGCAGGUGCAGUGGUGCAACACCAUGCAAAGGGUGUUUUAGAUGAUUAGAGACCGUAGUAGGGGAUGCAUCUAUCUGAAUCUGCACUGUAAGCAGGUUGAGACCCUAAACAAUUCGUUUAAACUAUUAAAAAUUGGAAUUACUAAUAAUGACUAAACCUGAUAAGGAUCCACGCAGUGUAUUUGUGUGUACCAUUAAAAAAAAAAAAACACAGGCUGUAUUUAAUGAAACAGUAAAAAGGCAUUUUGAAAAACUGUUUUUGAGCAAAACUACAUCCGAAUUACAUCUGUCCUCCCAAAUGUGCAGCGCUGCAGUUUGGAGGACAGACCGGCAGCGCAGUCCGUCUUUGAUCCUUUUCUGCCAAGAAACCAGAGUCUGAAAUGACCCCCAUCCUUCCUCAAACCAUUCAAACCGCAGGCUUGUACAUGAGCUUUUUAUAAAGUUAUACCAUUCGCUCUCCAUGAGACACCGACUUACUGUAGCUGGAAACAAGAUUUUAUUUGUCCUUUGUUUUUGUUCUUUUCAGCAAAAAAACUGUUACAUAAAGUGUGCCUGACAACCAAGACGGAAUACGAAGAAAAGAAACACUUAUUAUACAAUCAUCUGUAUACGUUUGUGAGACAACACGAGUCUGUUCACGAGGGACAUUUAUAUACACAUUUGGAUUUACGGUUUAAAUGAAGAUUGUAUAACGAUUGUAUACGACCAUAUGCUCGCACAGGUUCACUCUACACUACAAGAAACAAGGAGAAACGUUUUUAAAGUUAAAAAUGAUUGGUGUUCCCCAUGUUGUUCAUAUGUAAAUAUUUUCAAAGGUUAAAUGUGUAUUCUGAAAUCUGAGGUCGAGUAAAAAAAAAAAAAAAAAA
This is a messenger RNA of Gasterosteus aculeatus aculeatus (three-spined stickleback), 4992 nucleotides long. The record is from RefSeq and is a predicted model, not a curated record. NCBI's taxonomy places the organism in Eukaryota, Metazoa, Chordata, Actinopteri, Perciformes, Gasterosteidae.